This is a messenger RNA of Ochotona princeps (American pika), 1567 nucleotides long. RefSeq names its product RuvB like AAA ATPase 2 (gene RUVBL2). Gene Ontology annotation, biological process: box C/D snoRNP assembly; chromatin remodeling; regulation of transcription by RNA polymerase II. Bases 200 to 1456 code for a protein of 418 amino acids. Gene Ontology annotation, cellular component: NuA4 histone acetyltransferase complex; Ino80 complex; R2TP complex. The transcript has 15 exons. NCBI's taxonomy places the organism in Eukaryota, Metazoa, Chordata, Mammalia, Lagomorpha, Ochotonidae. Gene Ontology annotation, molecular function: DNA helicase activity; ATP hydrolysis activity; ATP binding. The record is from RefSeq and is a predicted model, not a curated record.
ACUCGCACUGUGGAGGAGACAGAGGGCCUGAGGGAGGACACUGGGCUCCUGAGGGACAGGGCGCUGGGUCCGGCGGACGGCCACGACCAAGGUUCCAGAGAUCCGCGAUGUGACCAGAAUUGAGCGUAUCGGUGCUCACUCCCACAUCCGGGGACUCGGCCUGGAUGAUGCCCUGGAGCCGCGACAGGCCUCCCAGGGCAUGGUGGGGCAGCUGGCAGCCCGGCGGGCGGCGGGCGUGGUGCUGGAGAUGAUCCGGGAAGGCAAGAUUGCCGGGCGGGCGGUGCUCAUCGCCGGGCAGCCCGGCACAGGGAAAACGGCCAUCGCCAUGGGCAUGGCACAGGCACUGGGCCCUGACACCCCAUUCACGGCCAUUGCUGGCAGUGAGAUCUUCUCACUGGAGAUGAGCAAGACCGAAGCGCUGACUCAGGCCUUCCGGCGCUCCAUUGGUGUGCGCAUCAAGGAGGAGACGGAGAUCAUUGAAGGCGAGGUGGUGGAGAUCCAGAUUGACCGGCCGGCGACUGGGACAGGCUCCAAGGUGGGCAAGCUGACCCUCAAGACCACAGAGAUGGAGACCAUCUACGACCUGGGCACCAAGAUGAUUGAGUCCCUGACCAAGGACAAGGUGCAGGCCGGGGAUGUGAUCACCAUCGACAAGGCCACAGGCAAGAUCUCCAAGCUGGGCCGUUCCUUCACCCGUGCUCGGGACUACGACGCCAUGGGCUCCCAGACCAAGUUCGUGCAGUGUCCAGAUGGGGAGCUGCAGAAGCGCAAGGAGGUGGUGCACACUGUGUCCCUGCACGAGAUCGACGUCAUCAACUCCCGCACCCAGGGCUUCCUGGCUCUCUUCUCAGGUGACACGGGGGAGAUCAAGUCAGAGGUCCGCGAGCAGAUCAAUGCCAAAGUGGCCGAGUGGCGCGAGGAGGGCAAAGCGGAGAUCAUCCCUGGGGUGCUGUUCAUCGAUGAGGUCCACAUGCUGGACAUUGAGAGCUUCUCCUUCCUCAACCGGGCCCUGGAGAGCGACAUGGCGCCUGUCCUCAUCAUGGCCACCAACCGCGGGAUCACCCGGAUCCGUGGCACCAGCUACCAGAGCCCCCACGGCAUUCCCAUCGACCUGCUGGACCGGCUGCUCAUCGUCUCCACGUCUCCCUACAGCGAGAAGGACACCAAGCAGAUCCUCCGCAUCCGGUGUGAGGAGGAAGAUGUGGAGAUGAGUGAAGACGCCUACACAGUGCUGACCCGCAUUGGCCUGGAGACCUCGCUGCGCUACGCCAUCCAGCUCAUCACGGCCGCCAGCCUGGUGUGCCGGAAACGCAAGGGCACGGAGGUGCAGGUGGACGACAUCAAGCGGGUGUACUCGCUCUUCCUGGAUGAGUCCCGCUCCACGCAGUACAUGAAGGAGUACCAGGACGCGUUCCUCUUCAACGAACUCAAAGGCGAAACCAUGGACACCUCCUGAGCCAAUGUCACCCCCUCCUUCCUACCCCCCACCCCAGCCCGUUUUCUACCAGAGUUAAUGCACUGUGACUUUGUAUAAAAUGAUUUUGAAACUGGACCCUGUGUAUACAUA